This is a messenger RNA of Zingiber officinale, 1436 nucleotides long. RefSeq lists its product as uncharacterized. The transcript is spliced from 7 exons. The record is from RefSeq and is a predicted model, not a curated record. The coding region runs from base 1 to 1227 and encodes 408 amino acids. NCBI's taxonomy places the organism in Eukaryota, Viridiplantae, Streptophyta, Magnoliopsida, Zingiberales, Zingiberaceae.
AUGCUUGUGGAGCUGUCUUUCUCACAAAUCACAUUUGCGUGUAAACUAUCGACUUUGUAUUUCAAGAACCUAACCGUUUCGUGGCCUUGCCCUGCUCGCCUUCCUUCUCUGGUGGUGUUGCCGUGUUGGUUUCUGUCAAUGGACCUCCCUGUGAUCGAUCUUUCCCGGUACAUGGAAAUCUCCGCCAGGAGCGGCGGAACUGUUUGUUCGGCUUCGGACGAGGUUGGAAAUGCCGAGGAGUUUAGGGCGCUAUGUGCGGCGGUGAGCGGAAGUCUCAGGGACACCGGCGCGCUCCUCGUGAAGGACCCUCGCUGCACCGCGGAGGACAAUGACCGGUUCCUUGAUAUGAUGGAGCGGUACUUCGAGCGAUCCGAGGAGUUCAAGCUCCAACAAGCACGCCCUAAUUUACAUUUCCAGGUUGGUUCAACUCCCGAGGGUGUGGAGAUACCGCGCAGUCUGGUUGAUGAAGAUAUGCAAGCAAGGAUUAAAUCUAUGCCAAAGGAGUUCCAACCUGCUAUUCCUUCUGGUCCAGACCCUAAAUGGCGAUACAUGUGGAGAGUUGGUCCUCGACCAGCAAACACUCAUUUUAAGGAACUGAACUCUGAACCUGUUAUACCUGAUGAAUUUCCUGAUUGGAAAGAAACUAUGGAUCUUUGGGGAUCUAAAAUGAUAGCUGCUAUUGAGGUUGUUGCUGAGAUGGCUGCUAUUGGAUUUGGCUUGGACAAGGAUGCAUUUACCUCUUUAAUGGACCAUGGACCUCAUCUCCUUUCUCCGACAGGAAGUGAUCUACAACGACAUGGCAGUCUAGGGACUGUGUUUGCCGGAUAUCAUUAUGACCUGAAUUUCCUAACAAUCCAUGGGAGAAGCAGAUUCCCAGGCCUAAACAUAUGGUUAAGAAAUGGACAGAAGAUGGAAGUCAAGGUUCCUUUUGGUUGUCUCCUUAUCCAAACCGGAAAGCAGCUAGAGUGGUUAACCGCAGGUGAGUGUUUGGCUGGAAUGCACGAAGUUCUUGUAACUAAUAGGACACUAGAAGCUAUUGAGUCAGCUCGACAACAAUCCCACAGUCUUUGGAGGGUUUCAUCAACCCUCUUUGGGCACAUCGCAUCUGAUGCAACAUUGAAGCCAUUAGGUCAUUUUGCUGACGCACCCCUUGCGAGCAAGUACCCUCCCAUCUGUACAGGAGAUUAUGUCGAGAAAGAACUUGCUGCAAUUAAUCUCAAAGGCUAGAGGGAUGUCUCUAGAAAAGCUAUGGUGACUUGUAGUCUGCAAAUAACUUGGGUCACAUGGGGAAAGCAGCUCGUCUUUUCUCACCUACAAAACUGUUGAUCCCUUCGAACUAAAUAAUUGGCUGUAAGAAAAUGAAACUGACAUGCAUAUGAUUAUUCCUAUCUAAUUCAAACAUAACUAUUUAAUGAUUUUUACCUGAUGUUACGAGA